AUGUCUCAACCAAAUACUCUUCAUACCCAAAUCUUUUCUCAUGAAUCACGUGGUCGUCGUUCCCACCCCUAUGUAGCCAUCCAAGCUGUUGGAAGCUGGAAGUAUCUCUCUGUUCAAGGAACCACUCUGCCAUGGGAAUCGGGAGCCAAGAUCGUAAAGUGUGAUGCUGCCAAGAUUGACCUUCAAGAAAAGUUCCAGUUGCACGAGACUGACAAUGUCCACAUUGCCCUCGAAGACAGCAGACGUAACUUUAUCAGUGUCAAUCCAAGCGGUGCUGCUUCGGGAUCUGGCAACAUCCAAUCAUGGGAAAGAUUCAAGCUCAUCCCUGUCAAUGGCAUUAACAAUGCUAUCAACGACUACUACAUCUUGACUGUACAUGGUACUUACUUGGCAGAAGCUGGAGGUGCUCUCACUGUCACUGCUCAACCAACAACUGUAUUUAGAAUCCUUGACCUUUAA
Molecule: messenger RNA, 459 nt
Organism: Cavenderia fasciculata
Lineage: Eukaryota; Evosea; Eumycetozoa; Acytosteliales; Cavenderiaceae
Exons: 1
Coding region: 1-459 (152 amino acids)
Source: RefSeq, a predicted model, not a curated record